Messenger RNA from Drosophila kikkawai, 1244 nucleotides. RefSeq names its product tyrosine 3-monooxygenase/tryptophan 5-monooxygenase activation protein epsilon (gene 14-3-3epsilon). Gene Ontology annotation, biological process: intracellular protein localization; regulation of mitotic cell cycle; signal transduction. Lineage: Eukaryota; Metazoa; Arthropoda; Insecta; Diptera; Drosophilidae. Gene Ontology annotation, cellular component: cytoplasm. The record is from RefSeq and is a predicted model, not a curated record. Gene Ontology annotation, molecular function: phosphoserine residue binding.
GGAGAAGUAGAGAAAAAGAAGGCGACGAAUCAAAGGCAAAAGGCAGGAAGCAGCAAGCAAAAUCGACGCCGCACGUACCGGGAGCAUUUAAAUAAUUUUUUCUGUGGAUUAAUUUAACCGAAAAGGCUUCAACAACACAAUGACUGAGCGCGAGAACAAUGUGUACAAGGCCAAGUUGGCCGAACAGGCCGAGCGGUACGACGAAAUGGUGGAGGCCAUGAAGAAGGUCGCCUCAAUGGAUGUCGAGCUAACUGUCGAAGAGCGCAACCUGCUGUCGGUGGCGUACAAGAAUGUGAUUGGAGCACGACGCGCAUCGUGGCGCAUUAUAACUUCAAUUGAACAGAAGGAGGAAAAUAAGGGAGCCGAGGAGAAGCUGGAAAUGAUCAAAACUUAUCGAGGCCAAGUGGAGAAGGAGCUGCGCGACAUCUGCUCGGAUAUACUGAAUGUGCUGGAGAAGCACCUCAUUCCAUGCGCCACAUCCGGCGAAAGCAAAGUAUUCUACUAUAAGAUGAAGGGCGACUAUCACCGCUAUCUGGCCGAGUUUGCCACCGGUUCGGAUCGCAAGGACGCGGCGGAGAAUUCGCUGAUUGCCUACAAGGCGGCCAGUGAUAUUGCCAUGAACGAUCUGCCACCAACACACCCCAUUCGCUUGGGAUUGGCAUUGAACUUCUCGGUGUUCUACUAUGAGAUCCUCAACUCGCCGGAUCGCGCUUGCCGAUUGGCGAAAGCCGCUUUCGACGAUGCCAUUGCAGAGUUGGAUACGCUGAGCGAAGAGAGCUACAAAGACUCGACACUCAUCAUGCAGCUGCUGCGGGACAAUCUCACAUUAUGGACGUCCGAUAUGCAGGCAGAAGAAGUAGACCCCAACGCAGGUGAUGGCGAGCCCAAAGCAGAAAUUCAGGAUGUUGAGGAUCAGGAUGUGUCGUAAUUUAAGUAACCCCCCGCCCUUCCAUUGAAAAAACACAUUAUAUACCUUCUAAAGUAAAUAUAAUACCAUAUAAUAUAUAUGCAUACAACAACAACACGACAGCAAAACAACAGCAACAAAAAACUGGAACCAACACGGCAUCAUCAUCCGCAAUCAAUACAAGACAACAGUAGUAGCAGACGCGGCAGGAUCAUCAAACACAAACAAGAAACAGCAACAGCAGCCAACAAUUAUUCAACAACAUUUAACAAUAAACAAGAGUGGAAAACGAAACAGCACAAAAACUCACAGAAAAAGAAAGAAAAAACCACAAAAA